Messenger RNA from Sarcophilus harrisii (Tasmanian devil), 1548 nucleotides. It is a transcript of the gene BDKRB1, whose product is annotated as bradykinin receptor B1. The transcript has 2 exons. NCBI's taxonomy places the organism in Eukaryota, Metazoa, Chordata, Mammalia, Dasyuromorphia, Dasyuridae. Bases 480 to 1490 code for a protein of 336 amino acids. The record is from RefSeq and is a predicted model, not a curated record. Gene Ontology annotation, biological process: neutrophil chemotaxis; immune response; G protein-coupled receptor signaling pathway. Gene Ontology annotation, molecular function: bradykinin receptor activity. Gene Ontology annotation, cellular component: membrane.
GUUAAUACAUUCAUAAAACUCUGAUUCAGAGUAAGCAGAAGAAGAGGGAUGAAGAAACAUGUGUUGACUGAUUAUUCCAGGAACUAUCAAUCUAUAUCAAAAUCCACCUUUAGGAAUUCAGAAAAGACAGAACCAUAAAGCUGCAUGGAAUUGGUAGGGUUAAGACUGGAAUUGAGACUUUCCAAGUAUCACCAAGACAAAAAAUAAUAGAAUUCUUCUGACCCCUACAUUUAAAAAAAUUUCUUCAAAGUUCCAAAUUACUUCUUUUGCCUCCUCAUUUUUUUAAUAUGAUCAUCAUUUUUUAAUGAUGACAUCAUUAGGGCUGAGGUUGUGAAGUGAAAUGUAAAAAGCACUUUGUUUUAAGUCUUCUACAGAACACAGAAUUCUCUAUGUUUUCUCCCUGGUCAUUUCUCUUAAAAUUAUAAACUCAGCAAAGGAGCACUUUGAAUUCAUUCUACACAUCAGAAAUAUUGAAGUCAAUGGCAACCCAGACACCUCCAGGAUUUUCCAUCUCAAAAAACCCAAACCCUUUCCAGAAUACAAGCUACUGCACAGAUAGAAAAGAGCUUUGGGAUGUUCUGUACAGUGUGCUACCACCAUGGAUCAAUGUCAUUUUUUUUUUUGGUUUGCUAGGAAAUUUAUUUGCCUUAUCUAUCUUCUUCUUGCUCAGGAAACGCCUAACUGUGGCAGAAAUUUAUUUGACUAAUCUGUCAGUAUCUGACUUUAUGUUUAUCAUGGGUUUGCCCUUCUGGGCAGAAAAUGUCCAGGAGCAGUUCAUAUGGCGAUUUGGCCAUGUUCUUUGCUACAUCAUCAAUGGAGUCAUCAAGGCCCAUCUAUUUGUAAGUGUCUUCUUGGUGGUGGCCAUCAGCAGGGAUCGUUACUGUGUUCUCGUCCAUACCAUGAGUAACCAGAUACAACGCAGCCCUAAACAAGCCCGGAUCAUUUGUGCUUUCAUCUGGUUCUUAGGUGGCCUCCUAAGCAUCCCCACUUUUCUGUUCCGGUCAGUGGAAACUAUCCCAAAUCUGAACAUCUCAGCCUGUGUACUCCAAUUCCCACAUGAAAUAUGGUAUUCUAUCAGGAUUAUUGAGCUGAGUGUGGUGGGCUUCAUCCUCCCCCUAAUUGCCAUCAUCUUCUUCAACUCAAAGAUAAUAACCUCCUUGAGAGAUCGGACCAAGAUCAAUAUAAAGAGAUCAGGAAAUACAAAGGAUAUUAAAGCUACCAGUCUGAUCCUUACCCUAGUGAUUGUUUUUAUUAUAUGCUGGACUCCAUAUCAUUGCUUUGCUAUUCUAGAAUACCUAUUCUGGCUGAAAGCUAUCCAGGGAUGCUUUUGGGAAGAAUUAAUUGACUUGGGCUUGAUAUUUGCCAGUUUCUUUGCCUUCCUCAACAGUUGCCUGAAUCCUGUUAUUUUUGUCUUUAUGGGGAAGCUUUUUAGGGUCAGAGUUUGUGAAGUUUAUAAACAAUGCACUAACAGAUGUUCUAUGCCAAUGUAGUCAUGGGAUAGAAAAUAAAAUCCACUGCUUUUAUUUGCCAUUAAAACUUUAGAAGGAC